Messenger RNA from Vitrella brassicaformis, 678 nucleotides. The record is from the annotation of a GenBank genome assembly. Lineage: Eukaryota; Vitrellaceae.
AUGUAUGUACAAGAAAAGGCGGUGUCCCACUACAGCCACGUCUCAUUCGCCCUCCGCCAUCGCCCAACCACGCGUGUGUGGCACCUCCACUUCCGCCUCUUCCCUGAUGGCCUCUCAUUCCGCUACUCUCUGCCCGCAAUCAACGCGACAUACGAGCCCCGCCAUGUGAUUCAGGAGACUUCACACUUUUUCUUCCCCUUCACGGCCGACGAUGCGGCGUGGUUUUUCGAACGCGACAAACUCAGCCAUUAUGAGUUGCUCUCGUACGCCGGCGUCUUUCGGACGGCUCCGGCCAGCUCUCUCUCGUCUUGCCCGAGGAGUAGAGGGCCCUUGUACGGCGCACCGCUCAUCUUCCAUGAUGUCUCGGCGGGUGCCGGCCCUUUCCCCUAUCGGCUGCUGACCGAAGCUGCCCUGUAUGAAUACCCGGGGAUGCGCUAUACGGUUCUCCCCGACAACAACACAUUUCGUGCCGAUCUCGAUGAGACUGUCACUCUUUCCCUCCCACUUCCCACCCCAUGGCGCGUCAUCCUCCUCGCCCGCACACUCGACGAGCUGAUCAACAGUGACGUCAUCGCGUCGCUGAACCCCGCACCCGACCCCGACCUCUUCCCUUCUUACUACUUCUUACCUAUCCUACGCCAAGCCAGGUCGCUCCGUGUGGCGAUGGUGGCGCUAUAA